AUGGAGGAUCGUAUACAACAUGGUUCGGCCAACGCCCCUUCCGCUGCCGCGCCAGACCCCCUCGGACUCCCAGUCGAGCCGCGAGACGUGAUCCCUUCUCCUCCGCCGGGGCGCACCCUCCUGCCAGCCCCCGUCGCCACCGCCAUCAGCCUGUGGACGCGUUCCACCAGCCUCGCCCUCCGGGUUGGUACGGUCAUCGGCGGCUAUGGCUUCGGCGCCGCAAAGGCCACCACCCUGUCCAGCCUCGAGAUCGGCCGCGGCAUCAUCGAGGGCAUCCUGCACCGUGCCGGAUCCGAGUCCUUCUCCAGGUCCAACUCCGACCUGGCCAGGGCCGAUGCCGAGACCAUCAUGGAACGCAGCCUCGAAAGCCUGCACAUCGCGAUGUCUCAGGUCGUCUUCUGGACCACCGCCGGCUUCAACCUGACCAGCACGACCCUAUCCGCCAUCUCAGAGGUCUCGCAGUUGACUCUCUCCUACCUUGACUCCAUUCUCGGCUCCACCGAGUCCUCGAGAGCCAUCGCCAGCAUCAUCACCCUGAUACGGCGCGAGUUUAACAAUCCAGCUACUGGCCAACCGGGCGAGCACGUCGGCGUCUUCGAUCUCAUCGUUGGCAUGGUUGGGCUGGCAUACUUUCAGAGAUGGUCUUGGAGGCUCAUUAUGCAGGAGAAUCAACGUCUACAGGUCGACGAGAUACUGUGGGACGUCGUGAUUAUCAAUGACGAGGAAAGGCUGGACUAUAGCAGGGUCGACAAUGGAAUGCAAGUAGCUGGCCGUGACCUGGAACCAGGCCCCAACGAGACGGUCAUACAGACCAUCCAGCAGCAUGAUGCCGUCGACAGCAGCGACGGCGAAGACGAUCUCCCCGAGAUACGGCUCAAACAGCAGAUCAUGCGCACGCUGCCGGCUGGCGCCAAAGUAUCGAUCAUGACAGAGACCAAGACGACCAAGACCAUCACUGUCGACGUCUCCGGCACACAGCCGAGAGCCCUUUCGCCACCAGCAGGUGUCGAGCUCAUCGAGGAGACCCGUCUGCGGCCGGUCUCGUCACAAGGGAACCGUCGUUUGUCGGUAUCGUCAGACCAUCUUCUGCAGGGGUCCAGUCCUCUUGAUUCCACUUAUCGAGUGGUCUACAGGGUUAACAAGAACAAACUUAGAAGUACGGAGAUGGAGAGAGGCCCCGAGGAAGUUGAGGUGCCUCGAUUCGUGGAGCAGAUCGACUCAGAUACCGAACAAGCCCUUGAAGACCACACGAUUUCGGAUGAUGAGAAGGAAGUAUUACCACCAUCGCCGCCCUCCCCGCCUUCGCCACCGUCUCCGCCUCCGCCACCCCCGAAGUCUCCACGCCAUGAGACUCAGACCGAAGCUCUCCCUCCUGCGGCUGGGGCACCGCCUGUUCGUUCACGUUCAAAGAAAGGUCGUAUAUCCCCAGUCCUCAGCCGAAAAUCCAGUGUCGACAAGACUUCACAAAUACCACUGCCCAAGUCGAGCCCGGAGACCUCUGCAAAUCAGAAACGGCCGAGGAUGCCCGUAUCACCUCCGGGAUCGACGAGCAGCAUGGACAAUCCGCGCAAGAAGCAGCAGUCCAUGUCGAAGCUGCUGUCAAAGAGGGCAAAAGGCGACGUGACUCCACCUAACUCAGCAAAACCACCAAGCGAGAAGAAGGGAGGUCUGCGCAAUGUUUUGAAAAGGGGGUCAGGAACCACUCUGGGCAACUUCGUUGCAAAAGAUGAGAAAGACACCGUAUCCUCCAAUGUGCCGGUGGCUUCGAAAGGGAAGCAGCAGCCCGCGAGGGACUUGCGUCGCGGGCCGGCGCAGAUCCACCAGAAGCCGUCGUCGUCUGCCGCAAAGAAGCAGAUGUCUGUCCCAAAUCGCGACGCCUCUCUUGUCCCAAGGCGAGACGCCCCCCGCCCGCCUCAUGGAGGUCAGGCGAGGAACCCACUCACGUCGCGAGCACUCGCCGAGUACGAAGCCAGCGGAGCAGUGCCACGAAGCCCUUCCCGAGCAAGCUACAUAUCCAUCCACGAGCGCAGGCGGGAUUCGCUCAUCUCGCAGACGGACACCUUCUCCAUUCACUCCGUAGAGCAUCAUCUUCGACCCGUAUCACCCGCCUACAACCGCAGUCCCAUAGCGAAAUCGAAGUCGGGGGGAGACAUUGUCGACAGACAGCUGCCUCCACCGUCGCCCUCGCGAAAUCACCGACGAGUCUCUUCUCAAACCUACUCACCAAGCAUUUACACAUUGAAAACUGCAGAUUCACAGAUGUCCCUUAUACCCUUCCACCAUCGCAGCCCCUUUGGCAAUGCCGAAGCGCUCGCUACACUCCGUCGCACGGGUAGCAUCGACACGACAUUCCCACGCUUCCACCUCCUUCGAAAUAUCACUCGCUACAUGCGAUUUUCCUCCGCCUCGUACGGCUCAAGCUUCCUAAAGGUCCUCGGCAUAUCCAAGACGAUGCCGCCCAUGCUCAAAGCCCUCGACGACACCCACCACGAACUCCGCAUGUUCGCCCAUCAUACCCAAUCCCAGCCUCAAUCCAUCCUAUUGUCGUCUUUUGUCGAUCCGCAGGGCGGCAGUGACUCCUCGGGAUCAACCGAGACCGGCGUGCCGCUUGUGCACUAUGUAUCCCUAGACGACGAGUCGAAAGCUGUCGUGUUGGCCUGCCGCGGGACGCUGGGGUUCGAGGAUGUCCUGGCCGAUAUGACAUGCGACUACGAUGACCUCGUCUGGCGUGGGAAGAGCUACAAAGUCCACAAGGGAAUCCAUGCCUCUGCGAAAAGACUACUUUAUGGUGGCGACGGGCGGGUGCUGGUAACGAUCAAGGCCGCACUGGAAGAAAACCCAGACUACGGACUCGUCCUCUGCGGCCACUCCCUCGGCGGUGCCGUCACCGCCCUGCUGGGGGUCAUGCUCAGCGAGCCGAUCGACGGCGGAACCUCCUUCGUGACAUCAGACGAGCCGCACAGCCGCCUCCUGACGUACCCGGGCUGCUCACCGACCGACUCUACCGCGCAAACGCAGCAACCGCGGCCAAACAUCUGCCUGCCGCCCGGUCGGCCGAUCCAUGUGUACGCCUACGGCCCGCCGGCUACCAUGUCGCCAUCGCUGCGCACCGCGACGCGCGGGCUGAUAACGUCCGUCGUGCACGGGCAGGACCUGGUGCCGUACCUGUCGCUGGGGGUGCUGCACGACUUCCAGGCCGUGGCGCUGGCCUUCAAGACGGACAACGCGGACGCGAAGCAGGAGAUCAAGCAGCGGGUGUGGGAGGCGCUGCAGGGCGGGCUGAUGGACAAGUGGCGAGGGGGAGGCGGCGCCAGCAGCAGCAGCAACAGCGGGGCCGGCAGGGCCGUCGGCGAUGAGGACGAGGAGUGGGCCUUCGCCGCGUUCAAGACGCUCCGCGCCAGCAUGAUGAGCGAGAAGCUCCUCCCGCCCGGGGAGGUGUUCGUCGUGGAGACGGAGAAGGUCCUUCGGAGGGACGCAUUCGUGGGGCCCGACGGCAAUGGACAGCAUCAGCAGCCGAGAGAGAGGGACGACAACAAGGGACAGCAGCAGCAGAAGUCGUUCAAGUACGUGGGCCGCCCCGCCAGGAGGAUCGUGCUCAAGUACGUGAGGGACGUGGAAGCGCGGUUCAGGGAGGUGCGGUUCGGGGCCACGAUGCUUACGGACCACAACCCGGCCAAGUACGAGGAUGCGCUGGAUGGGCUGCGGUUUGGGGUCGUCGAGUCUUGA
Diaporthe citri is the source of this 3726-nucleotide messenger RNA. RefSeq lists its product as uncharacterized. The coding region runs from base 1 to 3726 and encodes 1241 amino acids. The transcript has a single exon. Gene Ontology annotation, biological process: lipid metabolic process. NCBI's taxonomy places the organism in Eukaryota, Fungi, Ascomycota, Sordariomycetes, Diaporthales, Diaporthaceae. The record is from RefSeq and is a predicted model, not a curated record.